This is a messenger RNA of Wasmannia auropunctata (little fire ant), 7717 nucleotides long. RefSeq lists its product as uncharacterized. Bases 513 to 6842 code for a protein of 2109 amino acids. The transcript has 4 exons. Lineage: Eukaryota; Metazoa; Arthropoda; Insecta; Hymenoptera; Formicidae. Gene Ontology annotation, cellular component: RNA polymerase II, holoenzyme. The record is from RefSeq and is a predicted model, not a curated record. Gene Ontology annotation, molecular function: RNA polymerase II complex binding. Gene Ontology annotation, biological process: mRNA 3'-end processing.
UCGGGGACGUGUUCACGUGUCACGCCAUGCCCGCAUGUUCUGCGAUGCACACAAAGAGAGUCCCUGUUGGUAAGAGAGAGUAGAGACGUGCUUUCUCCCCCCGCCUCUCAUUUCGUAUGCGCCAGUUAAGGUGAUGCAAGGAUUUUUCGACGACGCACACCGCACGUUGCCAUUCAGCCCCGCCGAUUACUCCAUCAAUCGUAACGGCGUAGCGAGAGCGACGACAACGCACGGGUGACGACAGUACGGGGGAUGAAGUUCAUCCGGUGAACGAUGAGGAGAAUUCACGCGAGAAUUUUCCCCAGAACGAGUCGUAGGUCGACCGGCGAGUGUGCUGCUCAUUGAACGUGGAGCGUGGCAACGGCACUCGACUGCGGUUUAUCGCGUCACGUUCUGUUUAUCGUUCCGCAUCGUAGACGAAACAUUCGAGAACAUUCGAGACUGUAGAUUCCGCGGCGCCAGACGCGGACGAACUAACCUAAACCAACGGAGUCGAGACUCGGCUUGAACAAAUGCAUCAUUCUAACGAGGAACUGCUUAACGCAUCGCCAAGUUGCAAUACCUCGAACACGAGCUUGAACCUGACGGAUUCGACGCAGCACUCGUCACCGGAGAAGGACGGCGAUGGUGUCUUAACUAGAGAUAUUUCAGUGAAGCUUACACGUUUGCCAAAUGCGCAAGUAAACAAAGGGGAGAGGAAUUCGCAUUCGCCUAAAAGUAAGAGAAGACGUUUCAUGUGGAAAUACGGCCUGCUGAGAGCGGGGAGGUUUCGUAAACAAGCAAAAAAGGUGCCUUCUGAGUCUUCGAAAUCUCAGCAAUCUCCUCGAGAUAUGGAUUCUUCUGCUGCAGCAGCUACGUCGACAUCGCUGGAGGCGAAAGCAAAUGAACAAAUAGAUCACACAAGAUUGUACAAUCCGUUCUAUAAAGUAGGAGAAUCAAGCGGAGAUGUGAGCGCUCGGCAGAGUGAGCAAGAAACAAGCGACGACGCACGGAGCGAUAGUGAAGAUUUUAUACGUUUAGCGACACGUCACAAGGACGAGGAGGACGACGUUGAUUCGUGCAUCAACGAGACUUACGCGUGCGCGCGCACUUUACCAUACAAAUUUUACAAGAAGAAUAUCACACCCAGUAAAACAAUAGAAUAUUCUUCCGAGUCGUCAAAUGGCAAAAGCGUAGAGUCGGGUUCGCAUAACGACAGAUCCAAAUCGCCUGGACAUUCGCCUUCGUACGCGAAGAAGUUGAAAAAACUGAGAUUAUCGAGAUUGAAGUUUAUGGCCAAAAGAGUUGAAUUGGAGAAGGAGUUGAAUGAGUGGAAAUUUAAAAGAAAAUAUGUGUUUUCGUCUGACAGUGAAACUGAGGAGCCGUCUCCGAGGAAAAUAUGUCGAAAAGUAUUAUCGGAUUCAUCUGAUAAUGAGGAUGCAGCUAUGGGUAGUACGAAAGUGACUGGAGAUGACGAUCGGAGUGACUUUCAGUUAUCUCUCGAGAAGCUCGGCGGAAAGAAACCGUUUAAACCGGUUCAUUUAAAUAUCCGUACGGUGCAGAUUAUCUUAACAAGAUUGGAAGACAUGAAAGAUGAAGAUGUUAUUAAGUGGCGAGAGAGCAAGGCGAAGCCUUUAGAUAUCGCUGAAUCAGCGGAAAAACAAUUGGACCAACGGAAGCUGUUGCAAAAUUUGACUUUAGAAUCUCGGGACAAAUUAAUUGUGCCAAAGGAAGACAGUUUCUCGGCAGCAAGUCUUCCUGAGGAACCGUUACCUCCCAAUUAUACGUAUAAUUCCGUUGAAAAAUUACGUGCAGAAAAGUCAAGGUUACGUAAAUUACGGAAGAGAUACAAGCUGUUCAAGAAGCCUCGAGUUAAAAUGAUAAAACUGGAAACUUUGCGGUGCUCCUCUAAAGAUGGCAGUUAUUCGGCGACCGAGGUCGAUCGUUUAACGAAGAGAUAUGUAGAAUUUGUGAUAGAUUCUUAUAAAGGUAAAUCUCAUAAGAUGAAUAUGUCCAAACGCGUGCGCAUAAGAAGUUCGAUGGAGACAAAUAUCACUUUCACGGAAGAUCUCAAUUUUAUGUUGAGUUUAUCCGGGAUACUAAGUGGGAGAGAAAUAUUAAAAUCUUGCACAGAAGCAAGUUCACAAGACGCUCAAACCACAGAAAACAACGACGAGAAUGUUCCAUUCAAGAUUCAUCGAAGACCUAUCCAGAAUCAAACGUCAAAAAAGUCACCUGAAAAGAACAGUUCUUCAUCGCAGAAGCAUUUAGAGUUAUGUAGAGUAUGGCGAAACGCGUUUGCCCCGGAUAAAAAACGGACAACCGCUUUUACGAAAUCGACGUCAAAAACACUCCCCAUUCCGCGAGACUCGCCGAGGAAAUCGACGAAUGCAGAAUGCGCGAGUGUUUCGAAUUUGGCUUCCACAUCUACGUCUUCCACGAAAUGCAGUACACCGGUCGAAUCGCUGGGAAAAUUCACUUCGCCGAAGAAACAAGCAGAAGCCUCAGCAAAGCCGACACAGCGUAACGAUACGUCCAAACCCGAGUCAUCCACCAGCAGUAAGAAUCUUCCAAGUGACGUUGAAGUGAAUGCUGAAGAGAUCAUCUCUACGAGCGACUUUGCUCAAUCUAAGGACGGCAUUGUUUCUAAAAGCCCGCGUAAAAACGCAAUGACAAAUGAUAGAUCUGUAGAGUCAAAGGUCUCGGAAGGGCACGAUGUUGAACGAUCACCAUGCCAAAAAAGACAGUCAAAUACGUGCGGCGUGUCAUUCAAGAAUCACAAACUGUCGUUGAAGCCCAGCCAAAAUUUGAUGAACUCGAAAUCGCCGACAUCGCGACAGCAAUGUUCUUUUGUUAACGGAGAGCGUGGUUCACUUCAAUCGAAUGGAUCUGUUGAUCCCGAUACGGAACUCCCAUCCUCUUCCUUCUCAUCGCCGUCGAAUAACCAUGAACAUUUCAAGACGCCACAAAAGAAAAUCACAACUAAAUCAACUGCGAUGUCAAACUCCGAUCUCAAUCUGGAUUUGAGUGAAGCAAAAAGUUUAAAGUCCAAAAAAGUUAAAUGCGGCCAUUCAAUGAAAACGACUAAAUCAAAACGGGAUGUAACAUGCAAGAAUUGCUCACAGGUCUUUGAUACCCAUUCGAAAUUCCGACGGCAUAUGUAUUAUAAUCACAUAGCCACCGAUCUCCGGUUUAUGUGCAGAUCGAUCGAGCAAGCCACGCAAGAGAGUGAAACAUCUAGUCCUACUAAGAACAAUGAGAAUCAAAUUUCCGAUAGUACGGUGGAAAAUACAGAAGUGGAAGCAGUCGCGAAAGGGGUCGAGGUAGAAGCUACAAACGGUAUCAGUGAACAAGAGAAGACACUACCAGAAAAUACAAACAAAUCGAAUGCAGAGAGUUCUGUUGCUUCGGAAGUAUCACAGCAGGAUGCAGCCAAGAAAAGGAGCGAGACUUCGAAUUCAUCGGCGGUAGAAGGUACUGUGGAGCGCGAUGCGGAAAAACAGUCGGCGUCUGUAGCGAGCAACGCCGAACAGACAGCUACGAAGACGCAGAGUGCGGAGAAAGAGAAAACGAAUGUCGCCGGAUCGCCAUCUUCAAAACUUCAACCGACGAAAUCCUUCGCUAUCUGCGAGUGCCACAGAUCUAAGGACGGAGUCAAUGAAUCGAACAUUCAGAUCGAGAUAAUCUUGUCGUGCACCACCUGCCAGACGUUGUUCCGACGUCGCGAAUGCUUCGAUGCGCACUACGUGCAACGCGCGCUCUGUAACAAAAGCCGAAAACACAGUAGGAUGGCCACGUUACUCUGCGUCAACUGCCAGCACACGAUGAACUCCACUCAGGACGUGGUCAAUCAUCUGAUAACGCAUUCUCAGCUUAAUCGCAUGGGCAAGGCGCAUUUUUGGUGCAACAUAUGCAGGGUGCUCUUUUAUUGUUUCGGGCCGAUCUUCAACAGUCAUUUUCAGACUCACAUGAACAACCCGCUCUUCAUGGCUAGCCGUCUUUCGUUCCCGAGGCCUUCCUUCAUCGGCUUGAAAUUGAUCAAGUCGGAGCAAUAUAUGCAAAUAGCCGACUAUGUGUGUCAAGAAUGUAGAACUCCCUUCGUCACAGAAUCGACUCUGAAAACGCACGUGGUGAGUUGCCAGAGCGUCAUCAAUACCGUCGAUCCUCGCGGCAGAUCCUCGGACGACAGGUGCACGAUUACCUCCGACAAAAUACCACAAAUUGUGCUGAAUUGCGGAUUCUGCAGCAAGACGUAUUACACCAGGAUGUCCUUCGAACUACACUCGAUGAUCCAUACGCAUAAAAAGGAAAUGCAGUCGCAUUACACUUGCGUUAACGUCACCGCUUUAACGAAAGUGUACAUCUGCAAAGUGUGCACGACCUUGUGGGAAUCUUUGCAGAAAUUCGACGAGCAUUGGCAGACGCACGGCGAGCUGCGGGCGGACUAUAUAUGCUCUCACUGCAAGAGUUGUUUCAACAGCAUCGAGCUUUUCGAGAAGCACGCGAUCACGCACAAAAAUGGCAACGAGAUGCAGCAAAAACCGAGUACAUGCGAGGUAACCUACCGUGACAUCAGUAAUCAGAGCACAAAUUUGCAAAGUUCGCAAAAAGACGCUACCGUAAACGAACUACCUUAUAUGAAUUUGAGUUACUUCGAGGGUAAGAACGACGCUCAGAAGAUUUGGAACGAUAAAUCACGUGAAUUGCAUAAAUCGACUGAAACAUUGCUAGAAAAACUCUUGAAUAAAAAUCGAGCCAUACAAAUCGAGGAGAUGACAUCUUCAGGAUUAUCAGCGCACUCCAAUAAAGAAGCUCAAGCAUCUAGAAAUAUGCAGAUUCCGGUGCAAGUUCCCUCAGCCAAUAUCGCAGUCGCGCAAUCAAAACAAAGCAGCAAUGGUAAUUCGCGGAAUUUUAAUGAUGAAGAGGAUGAUGAAGAGGAGCUAACGAUAGUGUUGUCGGAAAGUGAAGAGAGUUCGGUGUCGAGCAUCAGGAAAAAUGCCGAUAGCAUACCUUCUACUAAGCAGAACACGGAAGAAAACACGAAAUCAACGACGUCUGAUUCUGUCAUUACUGAUGAGCAAAUGCAAUGUUCCAACAAUGUGACUUUGGCUGCUGCAUCUGCGACGACCUCGAGCGACGUGAGUGAAAGUGCGACUUCAAAUGCUGGAAUUAACAUAAUAAGUCCGAGGAAAAACACGCAGUUGAACAAAAAUGCGAGCGUCUCGAAGGAUACCCUCGAAAAUUGUGUAGAUCAGUCAGUGUCGUCGGAGACGAAUUCUUCGAGAGCAGAGCUCAAGGAAUCGUUACCGAAGAAUGUCAUGAGCUCUGUGCCUAAGCAAUUUCUGCGCGUAAAGUCCUUGGCGGAGCUGACGAGCGCUCCCUCAUCGCAGAAGCAGGUAUGUCAGAUAUGUGACUUGUCAUUUGAGUCUCGGCAAGAACUGAAGGCACAUAUGUCGAUACACAAUUUUUGGUUUUCUCAUCAAGACAAAAGAGGUGAUCAAGAAUCAUCAUCUUCUUCCGACAGUACGGCAAGUCAGACAGUACGAAAUGUACAAAUUUUGCCGACAAAACCACUAGUCGAUCCUCUCGUGCCCACGACAUCGGCUCAGGAACGUUCCGGUCCUUCCGCUGUGGCGAUCGGCAACAUGGCUCCGUCCGUCAACGCGCGUCCGAAUACACCCACUCAAGUGCUCGACAUAGCCAAAUCUCGACAAUAUCAAGUGAUCGGCGUGAAGCCACUGCAUUCGGUCAAAUUUAAUACAAUCGCAGACGCAACAAAACCGAAAGAGACGUUACCUAAAAAAAAAACACGUACUCCUUUGUUGAACAAAGUUAGUGGUACCCCGCAGAAUAUCCCGCAGCAGACAGGCUAUCAUCAAAAUUUGCCGCCUUAUAUCAGCCAUUCACUAAACAAAUUGGCUAAAUCUGCCCAACAGCAGAAUACUAGCACCGUAACUGUAAGACCGUUUUUAAAAACUUAUCAAGCAUCCAAACCGUCGCCAUUGCAACAACAGCAGCCGCAGCAAUUGCAACAGUUGCCACAAGUGCAGCAGCAGCCGCAGCAAUUGCAACAGCUAUCACAAGUGCAGCAGCAGCCGCAGCAAUUGCAACAGCUGCCACAAGUGCAGCAGCAGCUGCAGCAAUUGCAACAGCUGCCACCAGUGCAGCAGCAGCCGCAGCAAUUGCAACAGCUAUCACAAGUGCAGCAGCAGCCGCAGCAAUUGCAACAGCUAUCACAAGUGCAGCAGCAGCCGCAGCAAUUGCAACAGCUGCCACAAGUGCAACCGCAAUUGGAACAACGAUCUCAGCAACAAUUGCAACAGCAGCAACUACAACAGGAGCGCAAACAGUUGCAACAAGAGCAAGUGAGACAACAGUUCCAUCUGCGACAGUUGCAAGAGCAACAACAGUUGCAAUUGCAGCAGCUGCAACAACAGCCGCAGCUGCAGCAACAGCAACUGCAACAAUUGCAACAGCUACUACAGUUGCAGUUCCAACAACAACAACAACAGUUGCAACAGCAGUUACAACAACAACAGUUGCAACAACAGCAACAACAACAACAGUUACCUCAUCAGCAGCAACAACAGACGAAUCUCGGUAAUGUUGUGCAUUACCUAAUAUCUAAGACUGACAUGUCUUAUCAAUUGACAACGACCAACACACCAACGAGCUCAGAUAAUGUUAUGCUCGUAGCCGUGAACACAAUGCAGCAGAUCUCGAAGGACCCGGAUCGCUACGUUUGUUUAUAUUGUCCAAACUUCGUGUGCGGCUCGGUGCAGGAGUUCGCGAUGCACGAGCAUUCACCCAAGCACGAGGCACGCAGUCAUUACAACAGCGUUGUUUAUACAACUCAAACGUAAACCAUUGAUGGCGAUCAUAUUUCUUUAAAUCCUCGGCAGGAGAGGAAUGGUGAAGUUUGGAAAUAUCGUUACUCUAUCUGAUAUAAAAAUCCAGAUUCUAUUUCAUUUUAAUUAGCGUUUGGAUUACAUGAUUCUGAUUGAAUGCAAUCGAAGUAUAAUCAUCUUUAUGAACUCUUACUCGGCUAGUGAUGUAUAUAUAAAUAUAUUUUUGUCUGAAUAAAGACAUUUUGUUAUUUAUCUGAAUUGGAAAUCUUCACAACUAAUAAUCUUAAUAACUAAUCUUCUGAUUAAUCUUUUUGGUGAGUCCUAUUGAUAUAUUGUUCAUAAAUCUUCUUUUUAAAUAAUUUUCUUUAUGAUGCAAAUUUUUAACAGAAUUUUUGCUUUAUUAACUUGUUAAAUGUCAAGUAGUACAAUGCGGUGUUUAUUUUUAAAAUUUUUCAUAAUAAUGUGAUAUGAAUUUUUUCAGAGAUACUGUUUGUCAUAUAUUGUUCCUUGUAGCAUUCUCAUUAACGUAUUUUAUUGUUCUUGUCAUGCUCAUAUAUUCUUAUUGUAUUUCAUAUUUAUUACUAAUCAGCAUUAUCUUUAUGUUAAUGUGUGCUUGUCGGAACAUAAUUUAAUCAACCGUAAUAUUUUUGCAACUAAUAUAAUACAAUUUUGGUAGGUAUAAACAAAUUUUUUUUCGUUGUUUUCGUAAUUUUUAUCAUUUGUAUAAUUUUCAUAAGUUCUAAAUUUAUUGCAUUUUACUUGUAAUUAAUUGUACUUUUAUUCCUCAUAUUCGUGACUAUAUUAUUUGAAUGUAAUUGUAAAUUAUGACAUUUUGCAGUUGAUCUUAUUCAAGACACAGAUAAACUGUUUUUUUUUUUUUUUUUUUAUAA